AUGGUCAAGGAAAUCGGCCAAGCUGCCGUCAAGAACCCAGAUGGUUACGUAGGCAAUCUCACCGAUGAACAGGACAAGAAGCUUCGUGCUGCCUGGAAGCAGUAUUUUGAGAUCCUCGACAAGGCAAAGGGAGACAACAAGAAGGGCGGCGGAGGCGGAGGUGGAGGCGGCGACGGUGGUGAGGAAGUCGUAGACGACCCCAAGAAGGCCGGAAUCUCCAACGAUGACAAUGCCAAGGAGGAAGCCAAGAAGCAAGAAGAGCAAAAGGCACUCAAUGAGCUCACCGAGCAAUACGGCACCGACGCCCUCAGGGACGCCUUUUGGAAAUUCUGCAAGCUCGACGACCCUGACACUUGCGUGCUUCGCUUCAUGCGAGCUCGAAAGUGGGAUACUGACCGAGCCAUUGCCAUGUUGGCUGGCUGCAUGAAAUGGCGACUGGACAAUGACAUCGAGGGUCUCGUAGAGGCAGGUGAUAUUGGCAAUGACAAGAACAUUGAAAAGUUCAUCGAACAACACACUUCUGGUAAGACGUACGCCUUUGGCGCCUCCGUCGAAGAACAUCCCGUCUGCUACAUUCACGUCAGGAAGCACUUUACCAAAGGUCAGCCACCCGAGACGAUGCAAAAGUUCAUUGCCUACCAGAUGGAGACGUUCCGGCUACUCCUUGUCCCACCCAAUGACAAGGUCGUCCUCUUCUUCGACUUGAACAACUUUGGUCUCAAGAACAUGGAUUGGUCUGCCAUUCUCUACAUUGUCAAGUGUCUAGAGGCCUAUUUCCCCGAGUCGCUCCACACUUUGAUCAUCUACAAGGCUCCUUGGGUCUUCAGUGGUAUUUGGAAGAUUCUCAGCCCAAUGCUAGACCCCGUCGUGCGAUCAAAGGUCGUCUUUAUGAGCAAGCCCGCUGAGUGCGAGCAUCUCCUCCCCGCCGAUCGCCUCGUCGAGGAGCUUGGUGGAGACGUCGAAUUCGACUGGGAGAAGCGAUGGAUUGAGCCAAAGGAAGGCGAGAACAGAUUCCAAGACGACAAGGAGGAAAAGGAAAAGCGCUUCGACACUUUUAUGAAGCACGCUGGCGAGUAUGAAGAGGUGACCAAGAAGUGGGCGGAUGGAUCGAAUGACAAGGAGGUUCUAGAGAAGCGUCGACUAUUGGUCAAGAAGCUUCGUGUAGCUCAAUACGAGUCCGACGUCUACUCGCGAGGUCGUACCCAGCUGCACCGUGAUGCUACCCUGGACGGACAAGGCAAGGUCACUUGGUUGUACAAGCUCAAGUCUGGAGAGGAGAUCCGCCACGUCGUCGGUCGACAGCACUGCUGUGCGGUGAUGAAGCGCGAGAUCAAGGAGAUGGAAGAGGACAACAAGUCUUCGGAAGAAGUCGAAAAGAAGAGUUCUGAAGCCCUCAACAAUUCAGACUGGGUCGCUCUGUACGGUUCUGAGGAGCUGGCGCAGAAGCUCGAAGGAGAGAGACUGAAGGACAAUACUCCUGAUGUACCAGAGGACAACUCCAAGGCCGUUGAAGUGGCCAAUGUUCCUGCGGGCUCGGUUCAAGGUGUUCCAAAGGAGGGUGCCAGUGGAGGUGGUGAUGAAGGAGGGGAAUCUCAGGGUCAAGACGAGAAGAAGAAGAAGAAGGGAAGUGACGAUGCAGAAGAAGCCGCUGGUGCUGGUGCUGCUGCUGGCGCUGCCGGUGGUGCUGCUGCCGCUGCUGGAGCUGCGUCCAAGAGCGGUGGAGAAGACUUCCACGACGCCCCCGUCGCAGAGAAAAAGACGAUUGAAAAGGCCGUUUCUCGUGAUCACAUUGCAAUGCCUCAAGAUGAAAAGGCUACUCCUACCAAGGAUGCAGACGCUUCCGAGUCCAAUGGAAACGCCAAUGCAAAUGGCAACGGCAACGGAGGUAGCAAUGGUGACAAUGGAAAGAACACAAAGGAGACGCUCAAGCAGAAGACGGUCGAUGCACCCAAGGACAAGAUGGACAAGCUGGGAUCCAAGUUCAAGGGAAUGAUGAACAAGGUCAAGUGA
Messenger RNA from Microstroma glucosiphilum, 2010 nucleotides. RefSeq lists its product as hypothetical. The record is from RefSeq and is a predicted model, not a curated record. The transcript is spliced from 2 exons. Lineage: Eukaryota; Fungi; Basidiomycota; Exobasidiomycetes; Microstromatales; Microstromataceae. Bases 1 to 2010 code for a protein of 669 amino acids.